Messenger RNA from Oreochromis aureus, 1891 nucleotides. Its product is annotated as UDP-glucuronosyltransferase 2C1-like. The transcript has 3 exons. The record is from RefSeq and is a predicted model, not a curated record. Gene Ontology annotation, molecular function: UDP-glycosyltransferase activity. The coding region runs from base 195 to 1826 and encodes 543 amino acids. Lineage: Eukaryota; Metazoa; Chordata; Actinopteri; Cichliformes; Cichlidae.
UGAAGCUCAGGGAUUCGAGUGUAAGUGAAUGCAGCAUCGGCUUCUGCGCUAUGAGCAUCACGUUAGCAAAGGAAGGAGAGCGAAGCACGAAAGACGGCACCGCAGAAAACAAUUUUUCGGUGAAAGAAAAUGAGGAGAGAAUAAAUGUCCCAAGCUAAGCAACACAUCAAUACACACAGGCCUGGAGCUACGUUAUGUACAACAGGUUGAAGAUGACCUCAACUAGAAAUGCAACACAAUUUCUUCUCUUUAUAUCUGCAGUGAUCUUGUUGUGGAGAGUUGGCUGCGGCGGAAAGAUUUUGAUUGUUCCUUUUGAAGGAAGCCACUGGGUCAACAUGGACAUCAUGAUCAAAGCUCUUCAUGCUCGGGGACACUCUGUCGAUGUGGUACGAACCAAUCAAAGCUGGUACAUCAAAGAUGACUUCCCGCACUACAAACCAAUCACAGUUCCUGUUGUUGAAGUUUUUAAUCAAGAUUUUCUUAACCUCAUUCUGAAAAGGGUAUUUAGCAUUGAAAGGGGGGGAAGCUCGGUUUUUAGCUUUUUGAGUUUGCAGGUUGAAAUGUUUAAUGCCAUGUAUGAUAUGCAUGGGAUCAUAUGCAAAAUGGCUACUGUCAUGCUUGAAGAUGAAAACUUGAUGAAUAAUUUAAAGGUGCGCAAAUAUGACCUAGUCCUCACUGACCCAGCAUGGGGUGCAGGCAUAUUAAUCGCUCAUGUUCUGAAAUUACCUCUGAUCUAUAAUGUACGAUUCGCAACUAGUGGGGAGGGACACUUGGCCAUUGCGCCUUCUCCAUUAUCUUAUAUCCCAGUAACUGGUUCUGGACUGACAGACAGCAUGACUUUCAUACAGAGAGUCAAAAAUCUAAUUUGCUAUGUCAUCUGGCAAGCACAGGACAUAUUUUUAAUCCGCCCUCAGUAUCAAGCUGUUUGCAAUAAAUUCUUUGGCUCAGAUGUUACAUAUAGUGGCUUAUUACACAGCGCAGACCUGUGGCUCAUGAGAGUGGACUUUGUGUUCGAGUUCCCUCGACCGACCAUGCCGAAUGUUAUUUAUAUAGGAGGAUUUCAGUGUAAGCCUUCAGAACCACUUCCCGAACACUUGGAGGACUUUGUGCAGAGUUCUGGAGAGCAUGGCUUCAUCCUCAUGUCUCUGGGGACUUUUGUGACUGAACUUCCUGCUGAUAUAACAAAUGAGAUCGCUGCAGCUUUUGCUAAACUGCCACAGAAAGUCAUCUGGAAGUAUAAAGGUGACAGGCCAGAUGCUCUGGGUAAUAACACUUUAUUAGUUGAUUGGAUGCCACAGAAUGACCUUUUAGGACAUCCUAAAAUAAAACUAUUUGUGUCACAUGGAGGAACAAAUGGAGUCCAGGAAGCUAUUUAUCAUGGAGUUCCAGUUGUCGGUCUACCUGUGUUUUUUGACCAGUAUGAUAACCUGCUUCGCUUGAAAGAAAAAGGAGCAGCUAAAAUUCUUACAUUAGCCAUUGUGGAUAAAGAUGAUAAUUUUCUGAAGGCCAUAGAGGAAGUCCUGAGUGAUCCCUCCUACAGGGCGAACAUGCAGAGACUUUCCAGGCUGCACAGAGAUAAGCCAGUAAUGCCACUGGAUAACGCCCUCUUCUGGAUAGAGUUUGUCAUGAGGCACAAAGGAGCAGCUCACCUGAAAGCAGAGUCCUACAGAAUGCCCUGGUAUUCCUACCACUCUGUAGAUGUAGUACUGUCUUUUCUAGCUGCUGCUGCAAUAAUUACUUUUUUAUCUCUUGUGUUUUUUAGGCUGGUAUGUCUUGAAAAAUGCCUGAAAAUAAAAACUAAUAGCAGGGUUCGUACGGGUGCUUGAAAUCCUUGAAAAUGCUUGAAUUCUAAUGUCGUCUUUUCAAGGUUUGGAAAGUGCUUGAAUUUCAG